GCACCGUCACCGCGCGUCGUUGGAACUUUAACGCAUUUCGGAGCCCAAACCUACAUCGCAAACAUAAAAUGACGCACGUCACAGACACUCUGUUUGCACCAGUGAACGCUGCGCUUUGACCGACGCGGACACCGGAGCGCUGAGAAUAAAAGUUUCACAUGCUGCACUUUAUCCUGUGCGCUACGGGAAUCAGAAAUGAACGCGCCACCGACGCUGUUCUGCGCAUUUUGCCCUCGGAAGUAUUUCAAAUGGCUUGACACACGUUUUUGCUUCUGAUCAACGAGCGCGUUCACAUACUUUGGUCACCUCUUUUUUUUACGCACGUUUUACAUCUGGAUACGCGACAGACUCGCCAAGACAGACACACUUGGGACUCCAGCGCGUACAGCGGGGCGACACCAUGACCAGCUGCUGGCUUGCCUUGGUUGGAUUGUGGUGGAACGUUUAUUAUUUCGUGCUCCUGGUCGCGGGGAGUAAUUAUUCACUGGGUGGAUACAACGAAGCGCAACCGGGCUUCAUCCACCGGCGGCUGAGGACGCACGAGAAGAGGGAGAUGCAGAAGGAGAUCCUGUCCAUUCUCGGGCUGCCGCACAGGCCGAGACCGCAUCUGUCACACGGAAAGUACAACUCCGCUCCACUUUUCAUGUUGGACUUGUACAACUCCAUAUCAAGCGAAGAAAAAUCCCAAGUGGAGGGUUUGUUGGAGCCAUAUGAGCCCAUGCGGACAACCCAGAGCCCUCACCUGGCCACAUAUCAAGAAGCGACCUUCUUAAACGAUGCCGAUAUGGUGAUGAGCUUCGUUAAUUUAGUGGAGUAUGACAGAGAGCUCUCACCGCAGAGACUUCACCACAAGGAGUUCAAGUUCAACCUCUCGCAGAUCCCUGAGGGCGAGGCCGUCACCGCAGCCGAGCUCCGCCUCUAUAAGGAGUGUGUGAGCCGUGCCUUUCGUAAUGAAACUUUUCUGCUCAGAGUCUACCAGGUGGUCAAAGAGCAUCCUGACAGAGAGGCAGACCUGUUCCUGUUGGAGUCUCGAAGGCUGUGGGCAGCCGAGGAAGGCUGGCUAGAGUUUGACAUUACAGCAACCAGCAACCUGUGGGUGAUGAGCCCAACACACAACCUGGGCCUGCAGGUCAGCAUGGAGACCAGCAGCGGUCAGAGCAUUAGCUUCAAGGAGGCGGGCCUCGUGGGACGUAACGGCGCACUGGAGAAGCAACCUUUCAUGGUAGCGUUCUUCAAAGUCAGCGAGGUGCACAUCCGCACAGCACGCUCCACUGGUGGCAAACGUAGGCAGCAGAACCGCAACCGAUCCACGCAACCACAGGAGGGAUCCAGAUCAUCGAGCCCAGCAGAUUACAACAGCAGCGAUCAGAAAACUGCUUGCAGAAGACACGAACUCUUUGUCAGCUUCCGAGAGCUGGGUUGGCAGGAUUGGAUCAUUGCUCCAGAUGGCUAUGCAGCCAACUACUGUGACGGCGAAUGUUCAUUCCCCCUGAACGCCCACAUGAAUGCCACAAACCACGCCAUUGUACAGACACUGGUGCACCUGAUGAACCCAGAGAACGUACCGAAGCCAUGCUGUGCCCCCACCAAGCUCCACGCCAUUUCAGUGCUCUACUUUGACGACAACUCUAAUGUCAUACUGAAGAAGUACAAGAACAUGGUAGUCCGAGCCUGUGGUUGUCACUGACAUCUCCGUGUGGAUUCUUCACAUAAACAUUGGGUUGGCAAGUGACUGUUAGGACGUCUCGGUGAAGUUGGCCUCAGACUGAAGUCUUCCUCCCAAACCCUUGGCCAGCAGGGAAAUUCCACUUGCUAUCCUUUAGGUUCUGUUCCAGUCACGUGGGCAGCUCAAGCAACGAGUUUAAUAACAUUCAGUUUUCAGAGUUGAUCACGGUGCCAAACUCAGAGGAGAGCGCCAUCUACAGGCAGGCUCUAUCUACUCCAGUGUCAAACCUCCAAAUAAGGUCUGUUCUUGUUGACUGCGGACUCUUGACUUCCUGGUUCUGCAGGUGUAGGAAUACAUUAGGUUUAUUGGCCUGAAAGGCUUCUGCACCCCACCCCCUCACAGAGGGGUGAGGACAAACCUGAACUGUUGUGGGACCAGAGUGCUGCUUUUCUUUUCACCCCACAAAAAUGGAUCAGUCAGGCUCACUGACACUUUCUUUGAAGAUGAGGAACUGCACGCUGUCACCAUCAGGUGGUCCAACUGCAGAAAACAGUCUGAAAUAUGUUUUGCUUCCAUUCCCAAAUCCAGUCUCCCCCCAAGGACCAAAUUCUAUUAAACCCAUACAGUGCAAUACUAAGCAGAUUCAGAUUUUCUUCCUCUUUCGUAAUGUAUUUUAUCCUGAAAACAUAUUUGCCUUCUUAAAUAUGGACUGACCAAAGUGACCGCAGGCUAUUUUAGUAGUCAACUCUUCCAAAUAUUCACUCCAUGUCAAUAUUUGCUGGACACUUGCUGAGCUCAGAUUGACCGAGCUGCAUCAGCAUGAUGCAUGUUGUGGUUAAAGUGAUGUUUUUCUUCAAAGGGCUGAAGAAUACUGCCUUAUCCCUGAGACACACCGCUGAUGGCCACGUACAUGUCGCUAUGCUCAAAGUUAACAAAUGCUUCCGCUCCAGAGAGCCCA
Messenger RNA from Thalassophryne amazonica, 2624 nucleotides. RefSeq names its product bone morphogenetic protein 6 (gene bmp6). Lineage: Eukaryota; Metazoa; Chordata; Actinopteri; Batrachoidiformes; Batrachoididae. The record is from RefSeq and is a predicted model, not a curated record. The transcript has 7 exons. Gene Ontology annotation, biological process: SMAD protein signal transduction. Bases 401 to 1687 code for a protein of 428 amino acids. Gene Ontology annotation, molecular function: growth factor activity; cytokine activity. Gene Ontology annotation, cellular component: extracellular region.